Messenger RNA from Orussus abietinus, 2371 nucleotides. Its product is annotated as membrane metallo-endopeptidase-like 1. The coding region runs from base 43 to 2268 and encodes 741 amino acids. The record is from RefSeq and is a predicted model, not a curated record. Lineage: Eukaryota; Metazoa; Arthropoda; Insecta; Hymenoptera; Orussidae. Gene Ontology annotation, biological process: protein processing. Gene Ontology annotation, molecular function: metalloendopeptidase activity. The transcript has 18 exons. Gene Ontology annotation, cellular component: plasma membrane.
UUUGAUUAGGUGAAUGUUAUGUGACUAAGGUCACGGAAAAAAAUGCUUUCUACAAUUAACAUGCCGAUUAGUCAAACAAAAUUAAGUCAUCUUCGAAGAAUUUCAUUAAUGCUACUGAUCAUCGCUAAUUACGCAAAAGCUGAACCAGGGGCGGGAAUAUCGAAAAAGAACCCGCAGGUUUCUGUAUGUAAUUCUGCAGAUUGCCGGAAAGCGAGUGCAGAGAUUUUAAGGAACAUAGACAGAAACGCGUCGCCAUGUGAUGAUUUUUACGAGUUCGCUUGCGGAAAUUUCCACACUCAUCAUCCAAUGGGUCAAGACAGAUACCAAAUGAACCAAUUCAGAAUGGCUGGCGAAAAAAUCAGCAAAUAUUUGGAAGAUACGGCCAGACGUUCCAUUCUACUGUCUGAUAUAGAGGCCGUGAAGAAAUCAAAAACGGCUUACCACGCUUGCAUGAACGACGAUCAAUUGGACAGUGUAGGACUAUCAGAGCUUACCGAAAAGCUAAUGAAUCAAGGAGGUUGGCCCAUGGCCAUGCAUAAUUGGAGCAAUAUUUCUAAACGUUGGCAACAAAUCGAUCAAUUCUUCACUGGAUUUAUAGGAAAAUCGGCGUUUUUUCAUUAUACCGUGGAGCCCGGCCCUUAUAAUUCUAAGAAGCAUAACUUAGUGAUUCAUCCACCAAAAUUAAUCUUGCCGCUUAAUGUCUUUCGUAACCCGGACAAAUACAAAGCUAAGAUUAAAGUCUACCGUGAUUUUAUUGUUACAAUUGCUCAGCAAUUUGCUACUGCCAAUGUUGAUUCUGAAACGAUUAAGCAAGAUGCGAAAGACUUGAUUGAUCUGCAGAUUACGCUGGCAAAAGCCAUAUCUAAAGCCCGGGAUGUCGCUCAGGUUCGAAUGCAUCUUACUACGUUUCAAAAUAAAUAUAAUAGCUAUCCGUAUUCAAUGGCGAACUCAAGGAUCAUCUGGGAGGUUGUACUUUUUAAACUUGGUUUACAUACUGACGUAAAUUUUACACCACCGGAAGUAAUUACGGUAAGAGAUGAGGAGUACUUUUAUCGGUUGGCCAAUAUUUUGGAUUCAACGCCUACGAGAGUAAUAGUUAACUAUGUUUGUUGGAUAUUUAUUUAUGACGUAUUGAAGUUCACCGACACAGGUACAAGAGAUUUGUACCAUGAUUUCAAUACGGAAAUGUUGAAGAGCACUUCAUCGGAUUCACGAGAGAAGGAGUGUAUGAAGGAAAAUCCAGCUCAAAAGGCGUUGUACCAUCAGUACGUGCUGGCUAAAGUACCACAAAGCUACACCGAAAAAGUCCAUGAAAUAAUAGCAGAUCUAACAAAGGAAUUAAUUGAACAAAUUAAAAAUUCCCCCUGGUUGGAUCCCAACUCAAGGGAAGCAGCGAAGAAGAAAGUCCAGCGUUUGCACGAAUUCAUUGGUUAUUUAUCUUGGUUAAGAACGCCUGCGAAAGUCAACGAAUAUUAUAAGAAGCUCCGCGUUGGGGAUAGUCACUUACAGAAUGGGUUAAACAGUAUGAUUUUUCGUAUAGGCCGCUCUCUAGAAAAACUAAGUGUGCCUGUGGAUCGAUACGCAGAAGAUAAAGUGUGGGUAAAGCCAGUCGUCGAAGUAAAUGCAUUCUAUGUUCGACCACGUAAUAGUAUAGUCGUACCAUCAGGAAUAUUACAAGCCCCGUUUUUCUUGUACGACGUACCAGAACCUUUUCAUCUCGGCUCAAUCGGUGUUAUCCUAGGGCACGAAUUCACUCACGGUUUUGAUAAACUUGGACUUCGUUAUGCCUACGAUGGAUCUCCGAUGCAUUGGCCAGCUGCAACUAUGAGAGAAUAUGAAGACAGAACUCAAUGUUUAGUCGACCAGUUCCAAACCUACCAUUAUCAAGACCUAAUACCACAUGGCCACGUUCUAUUUGAUAGUGGCGAUGAGACUCAAAUAGAAAAUCUGGCCGAUACAGCUGGUAUGCAAAUCAGCCAUGGAGCUUUCAUCAACAAUCUAAGGAAAAGAACAUCACUACAUCAAAGAUUACCAGGUUUGGAGUCAGUCACCGAUGAACAGUUAUUCUUUUUAGCCUACGCCAAUAUGUGGUGCGAGUACAAUGAUCCGCGGUUUCUGUUGUAUUUGGCGCGACUGAAUGGCGAAUACAGUAUCGCACACCACCGAGUAAUUGGGACUGUAUCAAAUUUGGAAGGUUUCACAACUGCAUUUGGCUGCAAGGCAGGCGAUGCAAUGAAUCCCAGCCGAAGGUGUACUUUGUGGGGAUAAAAAAUGUGUAUCAAAGAAAUCAUUCUUAAUGUUACCGAUUCGUAAAGUAAGAGUAACAUUUGUAAUUUCAACUGUACAGUUAAAUACACAUAUGUAACAUAGA